Sphaeroforma arctica JP610 is the source of this 369-nucleotide messenger RNA. RefSeq lists its product as hypothetical. Gene Ontology annotation, biological process: protein-containing complex assembly; mitochondrial protein processing. Gene Ontology annotation, molecular function: ATP hydrolysis activity; ATP binding. The annotation marks the transcript as partial. Gene Ontology annotation, cellular component: m-AAA complex. The record is from RefSeq and is a predicted model, not a curated record. The transcript has 3 exons. Lineage: Eukaryota; Ichthyosporea; Ichthyophonida.
GCACGCAACAGAGCACCGGCUAUCAUUUACAUAGACGAGAUUGAUGCAAUCGGAAAGGCGCGUGACGGCGGGGGUGCGGCGGGAGGCAAUAGUGAGCGAGAAAACACACUCAAUCAGUUGCUGGUAGAGAUGGAUGGGUUCAACACCACCGAAGGCAUUGUGGUACUAGCGUCUACCAACAGACCGGAUACGUUGGACAAGGCCCUGUUGCGACCAGGUCGGUUUGAUCGGCAGGUAGAAGUGGGCUUGCCGGAUAGGCCCGGGCGUUUGGAGAUCUUUAAACUACAUAUGAAGAACCUGACCAUGGAGACAGUGGAAGUGGGAGCCCCGGGUGUUGGGAUGUCUUCAAACUACACAUGGGAAAUGUGA